Molecule: messenger RNA, 5928 nt
Organism: Anas platyrhynchos (mallard)
Lineage: Eukaryota; Metazoa; Chordata; Aves; Anseriformes; Anatidae
Source: RefSeq, a predicted model, not a curated record
UUGCUUCUCCUCCUGCCUGGUCACAGACCCGAAACGUAAAAACAGCUGGGCUGGUUUGCCUUGAAAUCAGCAUCGAUGCAGGCAGUCCUCGGGCUGCAAGGUGUCAGCAAGCACCCUGCGGACAGCAGUCUGCCGAGUGGGUCUGACCAGCACUGAGCCCUGCCGCUAAAACGUGAAGGCUUCACAGAGUACUGAAAUGUCUGAAAUGAGUGGAGAAGAAGCUGGGUGUUGCAGCAAGGCGAUCACAGAAUCAGUAAGGUUGGAAAGAGCUCGAAGAUCAUUGGGUCCAACCACCUGCCUGCCACCACUGCCGCCCACUGAACCACGUCCCUAAGCACACAGCACGUCUGCCCUUCCCUUAAACACCUCCAGGGGUGACUCCACCACUUCCCUGGGCGCCCCGUUCCAGUGCCUUACUGCUCUUUCUGAGAAGAAAUUUUUAACAUCCAACCUGAGUAAAGUACAAAUGUGUCUGGAGUAAACACUGCUACACCCCUCUACACCCCUUUCUGACUGGGUGGAAUGGAAAUUGGGGUUCUGGAAAAAUAAGACGAGCAAAGUGAUUGUUUUCUACGAAGUGGCUCUCCCUAGGGAAGCACAAAGUGAAGCCGGUCCUGCAUCGCCAGUUUGCCUUCGUCAGACGGAGAUUUCUGCCCAUGGAUAAUGGAGAUGGAGAGCGCAGAACAUGGAGCGAAGCCACCUUUUUCUCCAGGCCAGCAGCACGAGAUCCUGGCCUCGUCCUCUUCAGUUCCCGAGGAGGAUGGAGGUGUCUACAGCUUCUUCUGCCCAUGGAGCAGCCUGCAUGGUCCCGGGGAGGAACCCGACUGCGUGUCCCCGGGGAAGGACUCCUCACCUGUCCCCGGGGCAGCCUGCGGGCACCAGCCGGGUGGUGUCAGCCUCAUGGAGGGCCACGUGUGGCACAGAGGGGGCAGCAGAAAUGAGAAUGAAUCGCCCAGAAGUGGUCAAGUGCUGGCUUUUAAUGCACAUUCUCAGGCAAAGCACAGGCGUGUGCUCGAGGAGAGUGAAAUGGAUGCCGAGUGGCAGCUCGAGUCGCUCUGGGCAGCGCUGAGGACUGAGCAGGGCAUCCUGGACGGGGAGGAAGAUGAGGAUGAUGUUUUCCUUCCUUCUCCUGGGCAAACGGCAACGUGGCCCGGCUGGCAGUGUUUCUCGCUGCUAGAAGAUAAAAAAGAUGCAGAAAUCGAAGCCAAGAAAGCUUGCGACUGGCUGCGAGCGGCAGGAUUCCCGCAGUAUGCGCAGCUCUAUGAAGACUCGCUGUUCCCGCUUGACAUCGGCGCUGUGAAGAGAGACCACAGCUUCCUGGACCAGGACUCCCUCAAAUCCCUCUGCAGGAGGCUGAUGACCCUGAACACAUGUGCCUCCAUGAAGCUGGAAGUCCACUUUCAGCGUAAACAGAAUGAAGACUCUGAGGAAGAGGACCUGUGUGCCAUCAGCAACCGGUGGGCUUUCCAGCGGGAAAGCAAGAGGUGGUCCCGCGUGGGCUCCGUCGACGUCCUCUCCCAGGCCUCCGAGGUGCCCAACUGCGCCAUGCGGCAGGCGUCCAGCCGCGAGAGCGUCCUCACCGACCUCAGCACCAACCUGGAGGCCGUGUCCCUGCACAGCAGCGUCAGCACGGGCAGCACGAGCGGCACCCCCGGCAUCGUGGUCACACCGCCCGAGCCGUCCCCUGCCCGUGAUGCUGCCGCCGUCACCCAGCCCGGCCGCAGCUCCAGCGCCCGCUCCUUGGUGGAGCCGCCCUCCGGCCGCGAGGGCCCCAAGGAGAAGCUGAAGAAGCGAAGGUCUCGCAGCUUUCUGAAGAGGAUCGAGUCCCUGCGAAGGAAGGACAAAGAGAAAGCUGGCCCGGAUGAGAAGGGCGUCCCGAGCAGUGGUGGCAUGGCCAAACCGGGCUGGGACUCCACCAAGAGCAACGGGGACCUCACGGCCACCAAGGGCAGCUCCCCUAAAAGAGGGGCUGCUGCCUCCUUCCACAGCAAGAAGCACUUCUUCUCGGUGUCGUACAGGACUAACCGCCUGCUAGGCUCGGGCAGGGGCAAGGGGAGCCCGGAGUCGAAGCGCACCGGGGUCUACCUGGAGGACUACGAGGCGGCCGUGGGCGCCGGCAGCACCUGGGCUGCUGGGGAGCGCCAGCCCCGGCCGGCGUGCCGGGGGGAUUGCCUGGUCUACGUUCCCAGGGACCACAAGCCGGGCACCUUCCCCAAAUCCCUCUCCAUCGAGAGCCUGUGCCCCCUGGGCAGCAGCUCCCUGACCGGCUGGAAGGCGGGGGGCGAGCCCUGGGGGGCUGGCGGCCGCCGUGGCUCCUGCAGCUCCCUGGGCAGCCGGGUGAGCGUGUACGACAACGUGCCCGAGCUCAGCAGCACCGAGGAGCUCGCCAAGUUGGACGGGGAGGUGACCUACCAGAACCUGGACGACAUCCUGCAGCACAUGUGGGGGCUGCAGCAGAAAGUGGAGCUCUGGUACAAGGCCAUCUCCCCCAGCCUGGACGGGGAGGACGGGGGCGAGGAGGAGGAGGAGGAGGAGGAGGAAGAGGAGACGGACUCGGGCGGGGAGCCCACCUUCCCCUCCAACCUGCACUUCGAGGAGCGCUCCAUGUCCGACGUCGGCACCUCUGCCAGCGACUUCGACAGCACGGGCAACUCCCUCAACGAGGCCGAGGAGCUGGAGAUGCGGGAGCGCCGCGACUCGGGCGUGGGAGCCUCGCUCACCAGGCCCUGCAGAAAGCUGCGCUGGCACAGCUUCCAGAACUCCCACCGGCCCAGCCUGAACUCUGCCUCGCUGGAGAUCAACCGCCAGUCCUCGGCACAGCUCAACCUGCUGCAGAAGUGCUCCCUGCUGCGGCUCACGGCCAUCAUGGAGAAGUACUCCGUGCCACACAAACAAGCCUGGACGUGGACUGUGCCCAAGUUCAUGAAGCGGAGCAAAGCCCCCGACUACAGGGACAAGGCGGUGUUCGGGGUGCCGCCCAUCAUCAACGUGCAGAGGACGGGGCAGCCGCUGCCGCAGAGCAUCCAGCAGGCGAUGCGCUACCUCCGCAGCCAGUGCCUGGACCAGGUCGGCAUUUUCCGUAAAUCGGGGGUGAAGUCCCGGAUCCAGGCGCUGCGGCACAUGAACGAAACCAGCCCCGACAACGUCAACUACAAGGGGCAGUCUGCGUACGACGUGGCCGACCUGCUGAAGCAAUAUUUCCGGGACCUGCCGGAGCCCAUCUUCACCAGCAAGCUGACCGACACCUUCCUGCAGAUCUACCAGUUCGUGCCGAAGGAGCAGCGGCUGCAGGCGGUGCAGGCUGCCAUCAUCCUGAUGCCGGACGAGAACCGCGAGGUGCUGCAGACCCUGCUCUACUUCCUCAGCGACAUCGCCUCGGCCGAGGAGAACCAGAUGACCGCCGGCAACCUGGCCGUGUGCCUGGCGCCCUCCCUCUUCCACCUCAACGUGUCCAAGAAGGAGAGCACCUCGCCGAGGGCCAUGCACAGGAGGGGCACCGUGGGGAAACCCGACCAGAAGGACCUGAACGAGAACAUGGCUGCGACGCAGGGGCUGUCCCACAUGAUCACCGACUGCAAGAAGCUCUUCCAGGUCUCCCACGACAUUCUGCUCCAGCUGAGCAGCUCCUAUAUGGCAGCCGAUGCUUACCCCCAUCCCCUGGCUGACUUUGUGUGUCAGGGGGAAAGCAAGGAUUUACACUCCUACUUUGAGCAGAGCGUCCAGAACCUGCUCAAAGAGUCAUCGGAGAAAUUCAAGGGGUGGCUGAGCACCCCAGGACCCCUGAACACGGAGCUCUCCUGCAAAAAGGUUGGGGACGGGCACCCUCUGCGCCUGUGGAAGGUCUCCACGGAGGUCGAGGCGCCUCCCUCGCUGGUGCUGCACCGGGUGCUCCGGGAGCGGCACCUGUGGGACGAGGACCUGCUGCAGAGCAAAGUGGUGGAGGCCCUGGACAAGGACAUGGAGGUUUAUCACUACGUGACAGACAGCAUGGCCCCCCACCCGCGCAGGGACUGCGUGGUGCUCAGGCGCUGGCGCACGGACCUGCCGCGGGGAGCCUGCCUGCUCAUCUCCAUCUCGGUGGACCACGACAAGCUGCAGGUGGAAGGCGGCGUCAAAGCCGUGGUGCUGACGUCCCAGUACCUCAUGGAGCCCAGCGGCAUGGGGCGCUCCAAGGUGACGCACAUCUGCAGGGCUGACCUCAGGGGCCGGUCUCCGGAGUGGUACAACAAGGUCUUCGGGCACCUCUGCGCCAUGGAGCUGGCGAGGAUCCGAGAUUCCUUCCCAGCACUGAGCCCAAACGGCCCCGAGACCAAGAUCUGAGGAGCUGGGAAGCUGCUGUGUCCCGUCGGACCGCGGACUCACCAGUCAGCUGGGCUGGGGCAGGCGCAGGGGAGCGCGGAGCUGGCAUCCAGCUGCGCGGGGGCACCCCCAGGCACAUAUUUAUAAGCUUCCUUUUAACCUGGGCCGGGGCCCCCCUCUGGAGAGCCAUGGGCUGCUGCAGCCAUGCAGGGGGCCUUCACUCCUCCUGCCGUGGGGCUCUGCCACCACCCCUUCAGGGGCAGGGGCAGCUGCCCCCCCCCACCGUCCCCGCUGCUGCCCCUUCCCCAGCGCGGAGAGGCGAAGCCCUGCACCACAGGGGGUCUGCGGGUGGGAUGGGCGAGCGAGGUGCUGCUCAGCCACGGGAAGGAGAGGGGGCUCGGGGUGACCCCCAGGAGGAAGGCAGCCGGCCCAGGGUGAGCUGGGUCCCCCCGUGAGGCUCAGCUCCCCCAGGCCAGGCAUGGUGGUGGAGGUGUGGGGCGAAGCAGGAGCAAGAAGGGGAGAUGUGAGGGGGGGGGGACAGGGCCACGGCCGUAGGUCAUGGCGCUGUGUUGGGAAGUGAGGGGUGGGCAGUGAGGGGUGGGCGUGCGUGGGUUGGCACCCGGCAGGGGUCAGGCAGGGGGGCAGGCUGGGGCUGUGCUGAAGGAUGCUGUGAUGGGAGGGAACGGUGUGGAGAUAUUACAGAGCCAGGUAGGGACAGCCAGCGCCGAGGGGCAGAAGGAAGCCCUUGCUGUCACCUCUGGUGCCCAGUUUCCUAGGAGGUGAAGGAGAAAGCUCUCUAGUUCUAGUCCAGUGCCGUGUUAGCUGCCUUGCUCAGCUGGAAGCCCCCCUGUGCACUGGGGGCUGGAUGGACGCGGUUCCAAGCCACGUCCCAUCCCUCCAACCUGUUGUACCGGGCAGCUGGAAGGAGCAGGACAGGGCUGGGAACCCAGAGCAGCCACCGAGAAGCUGGUGACGGGGGGAGCGCGCUGAGGAGGCACCGCGGGGACAAGGGAUGUGCCCAGCCCUCGUGGGGCUGAGACUCACCCUGGGUUUGGGCAACCACAGGGCACGGAGCUGCCCCUGCCUCUGUGCCCAGCACUCCCUCAGCUCCCACCUCGUCCCUUCCUUUCCUCCUCCCCGAGGAGCCGUCCGACCUCGCUGCCAGCACUCGGACCUGACCUGGUUUCUCCGUUUCGGCAGGGACCCAAGUUACUCGACGUCGUUCCAACUGGAAGGCAACACGACCCACGUGCGGGAGCAAUUCCCCAUGCCAGUUUUGCCAUAACAAAUCCUGUCUGUCUCGUGGUGAAAAAAACAACCCAGUCUAUUCUUGUUUUUAUAUAUAUAUAUUUUAUAUAUAUAUAAAAAUAUAACUAACUCUUUUGAGGGAGUGAUUUUUCUCCUAAUAUUUUUUUAAAAUUUCUUUUUUUUUCUACCUAUAAAUACUUGUACAGUUGGAAUAUUAAUAUAUAACUCCGGCGGUAGAGCUCGGCGCCAGGCGAUGUUCACUUCAAAGCCGUGUUUUGUAUUUAAGGGACUGCUCCUCGUUUUGUAUCAUAUGCAACAGGAUGUUUGACUUGGAUGGGGGCUGCUCUUCCCGUCCGUGUAAUUAAUAAAGUACUAACGAUA